AUGGAUAAACGUUUAGAUUUGUCCAAGCGAAAUUACAGUUCAUCGCAUCCUACAGCGAAUCUAAGUCAUACAUCGUCACAACUCUUGCAUGAAACUCAUCCAUCAGUGAGUUCAAAAAACAGAAGCUGUCUAGAUGAUAUUUUCAAAAAAAUAAAUAGCGAUCCAUUGAGUCGUUUACCAACCUAUUUUGAUCCGAAUACUCGAUUCAGCGAUGACGAUGACGAUGAAGAGGAUGAAGUUGGAAAUGAUCAAAGAAUCGUGAAAGAAGAAGGUAAACAACAUUUAGAAGUGGAAAAUAUCGAGCCAAAUAUUUCAGGAAAAUGCGCCAAAUCUGUUAGCACAUCAUUUGAUGGAAAAGGAGGGAAACCACUUUUAACUGAUUUUCAUGCUGGAGAUAAAAGACAUAUUGAUCAUCAAAAACAUAACAGUGGAUUUUUUUCUUCUUCAAAUCUGACAUCAUUUAGGAAAAAUGUGUCACAUGCACAGAAUUUAUUCCCUCAUAGUGAGAAAAAGAUGCCAAGUUUCCAAAAGAAUUCUGCUUUUCAAAAUGUGAAAACUAAUCUAGAUUUGCAGUUAAAAUCUACUCUAAAUCAACAAGAACCUAAAAAUUCAGAAAAACCAAAUCUGGAUGCACAAGUGAAAUCCACCCUAAAUCAACAAGUAUCUGAAGAUCAAGAAAAAAAUCCGCACAAGUCCAGUGCCUUGAGGAAUGAGGUCAUUGAAGUAAAUGGGAAAGGUUAUAGCAAACUAUCCCUUCUUGGAUCCGGAGGUUCAUGUAAAGUGUACUCAGUUUUUGACAUAGAAACCAAGUCUCGCUACGCAAUCAAAUGGGUUAAACUCAAAGAUAUUGAUCCUUCUAUACUUAACGGUUACAAACAGGAAAUACAAUAUUUAGAAAAAUUAAAAGAUUCCAAGAGAGUUAUCAAAAUGUACGACUAUGAGUACAGAGAAAAUGAUUUACUUAUAGUUCUUGAGCAUGGCGACAUCGAUUUUGCCAAAUAUUUGUCGAACGAAACCAAGUCGGAACGCUUGACCCCUCUGAAAAUAAAAUUCUAUUGGAAUCAGAUGUUGGAGGCUGUAUCCGAUAUUCACAAACAUGGCAUUGUUCAUUCGGAUUUAAAACCAGCUAAUUUCUUAUUUGUGGCAGGAAACCUGAAGCUGAUUGAUUUUGGAAUCGCUGCAUUAGUGCCAGAUGAUAAAACCAGCACAUUCAGAAAUGAUCAAGUUGGAACUUUAAACUAUAUGUCACCAGAAGCAAUAACUCAGAUGUCAUUUACGAAUAAGGAAAAACCUGUUUUUAAAAUAGGUGUCAAAUCUGAUGUCUGGUCAUUGGGGUGUAUUCUUUACAACCUUGUUUAUGGUUUCACUCCGUUUUACCAUAUCAAAACUCUAUUCCAAAAAAUACAUGCGAUUACAGAUCCUAAUUUUGAAAUAACUUUUAAACCUUUGUCAGAUAAUUUACUAUUAGAUGUUCUAAAGCAAUGUUUGAAAAGGAAUCCAAAAGAAAGAGCUUCAGUGGAAACACUUCUCAAACAUCCAUACCUUAGAGAUGAAAGAGCAGAAGCUUCUGCAUCAUCUUCAAAACCAGAUGAUGAUUUAAAAACUAUAUUCGAGAAAAUGCAGAUUUUAACUCCAAGAAGAAUGAAAUAUGUAACUGAAAUUGUUAGAGAUUUAUCAGAAAAAUCUAAUACGUAA
Uloborus diversus is the source of this 1695-nucleotide messenger RNA. Its product is annotated as dual specificity protein kinase Ttk-like. The coding region runs from base 1 to 1695 and encodes 564 amino acids. Gene Ontology annotation, cellular component: nucleus; spindle; kinetochore. The record is from RefSeq and is a predicted model, not a curated record. The transcript has a single exon. Gene Ontology annotation, biological process: peptidyl-serine phosphorylation; mitotic spindle assembly checkpoint signaling; chromosome segregation. Lineage: Eukaryota; Metazoa; Arthropoda; Arachnida; Araneae; Uloboridae. Gene Ontology annotation, molecular function: protein serine/threonine/tyrosine kinase activity; protein serine/threonine kinase activity; ATP binding.